This is a messenger RNA of Hyaloscypha bicolor E, 681 nucleotides long. RefSeq lists its product as uncharacterized. Gene Ontology annotation, cellular component: nucleus. NCBI's taxonomy places the organism in Eukaryota, Fungi, Ascomycota, Leotiomycetes, Helotiales, Hyaloscyphaceae. The transcript is spliced from 2 exons. Gene Ontology annotation, biological process: regulation of transcription by RNA polymerase II. Bases 1 to 681 code for a protein of 226 amino acids. The record is from RefSeq and is a predicted model, not a curated record.
AUGGAUCAGGGAGUUGAGGACCGCCAACCUGAUGUUUUGGCAUCACCGAAAAGGAAGCAGAGCGAGCAAUCGCAGAGCAACGAAAAGCUCUCGCUUUCUGGACCAAAUUUGGAGAGUGCGGACUUCAAUACGGACUUACCGCCCUUCAAGUGCAACUGGACAGGAUGUUCAAGCAAGGCCUUUACGCGAAAGUCUGAUCUGAAGAAGCAUUGGGACAGGCAUAUUAAGCCGUAUAUUUGCGAAGAGCUCGGUUGCAAGGGAAAUGCUUUCGGCGAUAAAGCCAGCCUUCACCGUCACGAAACAGAGAAACAUGGCAAACACAGUGCCAAAAGGUACCUCUGCCCAGUGGAGUCGUGUCCGAGAGCUAGGAAAGGCUUUCCAAGGAAGAGCAACAGAAAUCUACAUGUGACCACUCGACACCAUGAUUUCUCGUUCGCUACGUCUGGUGGAAUAAUGGAGGAUGGAGGAGCCUCUGAAAGCCCUGAACAGACGGUAGAUGAGGGGUUGGGCACACAACUCGAUUGUGGGGCGGGCAAAAUGGCUGCAGUUGAGAAUAGAAGGGGACUCGAAUUCAAGUUGAAGGAGCUAGAAAAGGAAAAGAGUGCAUUGGACCUUCGCAGGAGCCGUGUUGAUGAAGACAUUCGGGCGUUGAAGAGGAGUAUACAGCUGGUUGCUGCUUAG